Molecule: messenger RNA, 7234 nt
Organism: Uloborus diversus
Lineage: Eukaryota; Metazoa; Arthropoda; Arachnida; Araneae; Uloboridae
Gene: Mgtor
Product: nucleoprotein TPR-like
Exons: 54
Coding region: 1-7101 (2366 amino acids)
Biological process (GO): protein import into nucleus; mRNA export from nucleus
Cellular component (GO): nuclear pore
Molecular function (GO): structural constituent of nuclear pore
Source: RefSeq, a predicted model, not a curated record
AUGGAGGUUUGCGCGAAAUUAGAAAAUUUUUUGGAUGACAAUGAAUUAAAUACUAUUCCUGAAAAUGUCAAAGGAAAAAUAUCGGAUCAACUUACACACCUUAAUCAAUUGCUAUCUGAGCUACGAAAUGAAAAUGAGGAGAAAACAGCGGUAUUGGAGAGGCAGCAGUUUGAAUUUGAGAAAGAGCUUACUUCUUCACAACAACAGUUGCAAGAAAAGAGUAAAGCAUGUGCAAAGUUAGAGGCAAGGAUAUCAGAAUUAGAGGAAAGUUUCAAUACCAUUCAGAAACAAUUAAAAGAUCUACAGAAAUUACAUGACUCAACAGUUCUUGAACUUCAAACAUCCAAAAGAGAAAAGGAAUUACUCUGUCAGGAAAAAGGCAAUCUAACUGAGCAACUAGAGAAAAGAAGGGCUGAGAUUGAUAAACUAAAUGCUGAUCUGAAAAGUUUAUUAGAUCAAACCACUGCUGCAAAUGAAGCUAAAUUUGAAGCUAUUGCAGCUGCUGAAGAAGCUAAAAUCAAAGAAUCUAAUUUACAGCAUCAAGUCAGGCGAUUGGAGCAAGAAAAUGAAUUAUUACAUCAACAAAUUACAGAUCUAAAUACCGAAUUGGCAGAGAAAAACCACGAAAUUCAUACGUUAAAGAGAGAAAAGUCUAGUCUUUAUUUAGACUUAAAAUCAAAGCAUGAAAAUCAAGCUGAUGAGAUACAGUUGCUUCAGGUUAAACAAGAUCGUUACCAAGAACUUAUUGAGGAUAGAGACAGAAGAGUUGAAGCUCUGGCAGAAAAAGUUCGACUACGUAACCAAGCUUAUACUAAAGCUGAGGAACAAUUUAACAUGGAACUGAAUGCUCAGACAAAGUUGAUUGAACUUCAUAAAAAAGCCAGUGAAGACAAUCAGCAGCGUGUUCAAGAGUUGAUGAGAGCAUUUGAAGAAACACAAAAGUUAUUAAAAGAAUCAAAUGAAGCCUAUGAAGAAAUGGAAAAACAGGGUCAGAAAAUGGAAAUUUCUUAUAAAAAUCAACUGAAUGAAAAACAAGCAAUAAUAGAUAAACUGAAGGAUGAUCUCAAGAAAGCCAAGGAUGCUGCUCAAAUUUUGAAUCAAGAUACGGUUGAGAAAAUAUUUCCCAUUGCUGCCGCAACUAGUAAAGUUCUUCAUUCUGGUAUGACUUUAACUGAGCUGUAUGUGGAAUAUAUUAAGGCACAAGAAGAAUUGCAGCAACAGCGGAGCGAAAAUGCUUCUCUUGCACAAGAAUUGAAAAAUAUCGUUUCAGAGAUUGAAGAGAAAACUCCUAUUAUCAAUCAACGCAUGCAAGAAUAUGAAAGAUCAAAAGAUACAAUAUCUUGCCUUAAAAAUCAGUUGGCUUCUGCACUUACAGAUUACGAGAAACUGCUUGAAGAACGGAAUGAUGCAAAAAGGAUUAGUAAUUCAUUUGAAAGGGAGAAUUCAAGAUUGAAGUCACAAGUGUUGGACUUAAACAGACAAGUUCAAGUUUUGUUAAAAGAAGUGGAAGAAGCUAGAGGGGGUAGCAUAUCUCAUAAUAAACAAGAUGAAGAAGUAAGUUCAACUAAUGAUAUGACUGCAGAUCAAGUCAUUUCGCGACAUUUGGUUACUUUUAGAGAUAUUGAAGAAAUUCAAACAAAAAAUCAACAGCUUCUUACUGUUAUUCGUGAGUUGAGUGAGCAACAUGAAGAGUUAGAAAAAAAAGUUUCUACUGAAAUAACAUCUAAGUUUGAAAAAGAAAUUAAAACACUAUCAAUGCAGUUGGAAGAAAUGGUUAAAAGUCGAGCAAAGCAAUCUGAAAUGCUUGAGACAAUUGUUCGCCAAAGAGAUAUGUACAGAGUACUUCUAACCAAUCAAGGAUUUUCUGAGUCUCUUUUAGGACAACCUGGAGGUUCACUCUCUUUUUCAGAAAAGAGUCCAGGCAAAUAUUCUCCUGGCGAUCCACGCAUUAUGGAAUCCAAAAUGGCUCUGAAUCAAUUGCAAGUUGAAUUUGAUAAUUACAAAAAGGAAAAGAAUGAGAAUGAAAGAUUGCUGAAUGAACAACUGGACCAAAUGCGAAACGAUGUUUCAGAGUUAAGAAUUCAAAAUGCUAAAUAUAUCUCACAAUGUGAAUAUUCAGAAGAAAGAUUGAAGAUCUUGCAGUCAAAUCUAGACACUUACAAGAAGGAGUAUAUGUCAUUUAAAGAAAAAAAUGUGCAACUUAGUUCUAGCAUUGUUCAACAUCAACAGACUAUAAAUACUGUUACUCAGGAUUUAAUGGUUGCCCAAGAAAAACUUGCGAAGUCCGAAGUUACAAUUGAGAAUUUAAAAGCAGAAAGAGACUUAUUGAAGAAUGUUGAAUCUCGUUUGCUGCAAGAAAAAGAAUCAAUUGCACGAGAACAGCAACAUCAAACCAAGUUAAUGGCAAAUCUUCAAGCUGUUCAGAACAAUUUAGAACGUAUAGAAUCGGAAUCCAAGCGCAAUCUUCAGUAUCAAGUUGAAAAGUAUGAAAAAGAGAACUUGAUUUUGCAAGCUAAGUUGGACAAUGCAUAUGAAGAAUUGCGAUCUGCAGUUCAAGUUUGGGAGAAACAAAAUAAGGAGCUACAAUCCAAAUUAGAUACUGAACAUGAAAGAAAUCAAAAAUUACAUGGAGAUUUAGUUGAUGUAUAUGCUCAAGUACAUGGUCUUAAUCAAGAACUAUUAUCAACUAAAGCUCAACUUGCAUCAACCCCAGAAAAACGACCUCCUACGGAUACUACAAUUGCAAAAACUCCACAGAAGUCUCCAGGAGCAAAUGUUCAAGCGUCCUCUGAAAUAAAACAUUUGAAAGAACAAUUGUCUGAAGCACAACUAAAACUUAAAGGCUUACAAGAAAAGCUUGAUUUGACUUCAAAAAGUGCGGAUCAGUACUCCAAUAUGUGUCGAGAGUUAGAACUACGUCUAAAAGAGCAAGAUGAGAUUAAUAAGCAGUUGAAAGAAACAAUGGAUUCAUCAUUGCAAUCUAGUAAUAAAGCUCAAACUGCAUUGGAAAAGAGUCUUGAAGAGAUGGAAAAAACUAAUCGAGAAUUGAUUGAAGAAAACAUGAAACUUACGCAGAAUUCAGGCUCCCAGUCCUCUAAACUUCAGAUGAGAAUAGCAGAAUUGGAAAGAACUGUUGAAGAUUAUAAAAAUCAAGCUGAAAUUGCAAAGAAAAAUGCUGAUCAAACUAGAACAGAUUGCCAAAGCCAAAUAAAAAUAUUGCAUGAGGUGCAAGAGAAAUAUGAAAGAGAAUUGAUCCUCCAUGCACAGGAUGUUAAAGCUAUCUCAGAGUUAAAGGAAGAACAUCAGCAUUGUUCUCUUAAGAUUGAAAAAUUGACAGAAGCAGUAAAAAGAGCGGAACAAACUUUAUUAGAAAGUAAGGAGUCGUGGGCUCGUCAAGAAGAAACGCUUCUUGAAGAUUCCAAAGCUCUUCGAAAACGAAUUGAUGAUUAUGAAACCUGUAAUAAGAAUCUCCAUAACCAAUUAGAUUUGAUGGGUACUCAAAUGGCUGCACUGCAAUCUAAAAAUUGGAAUGAAACAACAUAUUCAAGUGUUCAAUCAGAUUUGAAGGAUACACAGCAUCUUCUACAAGUUAUUCAAUUUUUGAAGAAAGACAAGGAAAUAGCCUGUACUCAACAUGAUGUGGCUCAGUCAGAAAAUAUACGAUUGAAAUUGAAAGUAGAACAAUUAACAAGUGAGUUAAAUGAAACAAAACACGAGUUGAAAGAUCUGAUGACAAAUACACAAGCUAAGGCUGCAAGUGAUGCUCAACAUAGUGAACUAUUGAAAAAAAUAGAAAUGAUGAAUUUGCUAAGUGAAAGCAACAAUAUGUUAAGAAUGGAAAAAGACUCCUUGUUAGAAGCAAAAGCCAAAUUAGAAGCCAGGGUUCAGGAUUUAGAAAUAAAAAUUCAACCUUUAACUGAAAAAGAGAAGGAACUUAUGCAGCAGAUUGAUAUGCUUAGUGCUGAAAGUGCUGCCCUUCGAAUCGAAGUUAAGAAUUGGCAGUCUCGUACCAACCAGUUACUGGAGCAAUCACAUAGGAUUGGACCUCAGGAGUACAAAAAUCUCAUGCGGGACAUGGAAGAACUAAAGGCACAAAAGACCAGGCUUGCUGAGGAAUUGCAGAGGAAACAGGCUGAAAUAUCUCAACAAGCAGCUAAUGCAACUUCUCUAAAAAAAGAAUUAGAAAAUGCAAAAGCAGAAACAAAAGAGAAAAUUCAAGAAGUGCAAAAAAUGACGGAGGAUAAUGCUGAACACCAGAAAACCCUUUUACAGAUCAAAAAAAUUGGCAGAAAAUAUAAAACUCAAUAUGAUGAGUUAAAAGUAAUGUAUGAGGCACUGCUAGCCAAAUCUACUGCAGUUGAAUCUACCAACCAGGAACAAGUACUUCAAGACUUGCAGAAGAAAGUUGAUGAGCGUGAGAAACUUCUAAAAGAGCUGAGAGAAGAGAUAGAAAAACACAAAGAAAGUGCUAAUGAAGCUAAAAAGAAUGCUGAAACAGUGUUGGGUAAAGCAAAUGAAAAAGAAGAAAGAGCUAAAAAGUUAUUUGCACAGUGUCGCCUAAAAUAUUCUCAAAUGAAUGGUCAAAAAGAAGCUUUAUCUGAAGAGAAUAAAAAAUUAAAAGAAGAACUUGAAGAUUCUAAAAACCAACUAUCUACUUUAAGGGUUUCACAGGAAGAAACCUUGCAAAACAGGGCACAGGCUGAUGCCAGAAUCUCUCAUCUUGAGAAUGAACUGAGAAAGUCCAAAGAACUGAGAGUGAGUGAAAGGGAUUAUCAUCGAAAACAGUAUGAUGAGCUUUGUCAAAAAAUGGCACAGCAAAAACAAACUGUAAAGAUUGCACCUGGUGAUAAACUUCAUGUCAGCUUAGGAGAAAGAAGCAGUGGAAGUGAACCACUUACAGCUAACAUCAAACCGCUGACCUCUCCAUCAAGCUCUGUGCGGCAUUCUCCCCAUGCUGUUGCUCGUCCCACUCCUACAGCUAGCAUUCGGCCAAUGGCCAUUAGUACAACAGCUACACCAACUCAAGGUCAGACAAGAACAGCCACUGUACUGCCUACUGCUCAUUCAGAAGAACAAGCUCCUGUUUCCCUUUCUGUUCCUCAAGCAGCAGUGCAACCAACUCCAGCUACAGCCACAGUAGCACCUACCUCAGUGGGGGCAACUGUUCUUCCUGUGGUGAUGCCAAUUAUUGUACCAGAAGAAGAACGUAUUAGUGAAGCUCAUCCUGUUGUUCAUGUGGCUGGAAGUACGGCUGUUUCCUCACCAGUAACAGCUCUUGUUAGUCCCAUCAUUGAAGCUACAGAUUCAGAACCAGUAGCUGUAGACUCCCCUGCACCAACAACUUCUGUUAUUGUUUCUCCUGCUGCUGCUCAGACCCAAGUUGUGACACCAACUGUUAAAAGGCCCAGAGAUGAAAGUCCGAACUCCAGUGAUCUUCCAGAUGGCCCUCACAAGCGUGUGAGAAUGGUAUCCGAAGGUAGUCAAACAAAUCAGCCCCUGCCUCCUGCUUCAAAUGUGGCUAUUGUAUCAGCUGCCCAAGUCCAUGCUCAGCCCAGAAAACCUAGUCAGGAAGUCGCGACCUUUGAUGCCAAUCUGCCCUCUACUAGUGUACAAGCAGACAUUGAAGAUGCAUCGGUUCCAGCAUCAAUCCCAUCCUUGCCUUCUGCUGCAUGCAGUAUGUCUGAAGCAUCAGAGUCUAUUGUUCCGGUCUCUGAAACAGAAGAAGCUGAAAUACUAGAUGAAGCUGAAAAAGAACAAAACAUUGAAUGGGAAUCUCAAGGGAGGAUCACCAAAAUAGAAGAAGAUUAUGAAGGAGAAGUCAUGGAAGAAGAACCUGUGGAUGAAAUAGAACUGGAUGUUGAUGAGCAAAUGCAAGGAAUUGAUGCACGUUCUCCAGAUGAUGAAGAUAUGGCAGAAGAACCACAAGAUGAAGAAGAAAUGGUGGACCAACCUACGAAUGUGGACCUUGAUUUGGAUAGUCAAAUGGAUGCUGACAGUAGCAGCUUGCAAGCAUCUUCAACAGACUUAAGCAUGGCACCUCCUGCUUUUGUACCUUCUCUCGAUUCACCAAUGCGAUCUGAAGCACCACCAGCCAUAGAGAGUGUUGCCACUCCUGUGCCGCCAAGCUCCAUGUCCCUUCUUCCUCCAAGACAAGCACCUAUCUCCAGGCAACAUCUCACUCCUUUCACCAUUCCAGGCCAGGGAUCCAAUUUUGAAGAAGGGGAUGAUAGCAUUGUUCCUUCAACUCCAACACUUUAUGUUCCUAGAAGAAGAGAUGAUGGUUUUGCUGAAGCUGUUAGUCCUCAUGUUCCUCAAGUAAGGUUUUCAUUUGGAAGUUCGGAGAGUUCGCCUACGCAGCAAGGUUAUUCACAUUCUCAAUUAGCAACGCAAGGAGCUUUGGGAAUGGACGAUACCCGAAUGGACCUAUUUGAUGAAGGUAACCGCACAGUGCCUUCUACACCUUUGCAAGUCUCCCCUCCUGCUGAGGCUACGGUUCCUGAAGUGGGUGAAGGAGGACUAGAAAGUGAUCUUUCAAAUAAUGAUAUUACCGUUCCUGUUAUAAAAGUUGAUUUUGUUGACGAACCAGAUGCAGCAGCUGCUGCAGCGAGUGAAGAUAAAAGGGAACAACCUGAAUCAACUACUCCUGACACAGAUGAUAAUGUUCCAGAACAAGAAAGUGAAAAAGAAAGUGGUUCAGAUUCUACUCUGUUUCAGAUUGAAUCAGAAGCAAAAGCAGAAGUGUCAUCAGAAAGCAGUCAAGUUACUGAUGUUUCUAAAACUGAAGAGGUCUCUACAGACAGUGAAACUCAAAACAAAGAUACAUCUGGCCAAAUGACUUCUCAGCGUAAACCUAUCGUGUGGAAAAAACAGAAUGUUGAAGCUCCAACAACCGAAGCAUCUGAAAACGUCCCAACGAGCUCCACGGCAACGACUUCAACUUCUCUGCUGCCAUUGCCCACCAGGGGCCGCCCUCGUCUACGCAGACAGCGCUUCGCCGGCGCCGCUGCCGGUUAUGCGAGGGGUCGUGGUUCGGCGCCAACGGCCUCUUGGCCUGCGCCAAGAAGGGGCCGCGGUUCGCCAAGACGUCGUGCCAUGUACUGAAGAAUUAGAAUGACUUUCCACAAUUGAAAGAAAAUGUUCGCGUUGUUGCAAGAAGUUUUUUCUUUCAUACUUAUUUUUCUUGAAAUAUUUUAAAGCCAGUUAUGUAUAAACUGAAUAAAAGAAUUUUAUUUUA